AUGGCGUCUUUCACUGUGACAGAACAUCUUGUUGAUGGCCAAUACAUCCGGGAAUAUCCCCGAUCGACAGCCACCCAAGAUGCCCGCUUGAAAUUGAGCGUCAAAAAAUACACGCCAGUCGAUAACCCGAAUCCCCAACCGGGCGAUGUCACGAUUAUCGGAACCCAUGGAACUGGCUUUCCCAAGGAGAUGUACGAACCACUGUGGGAAACACUGUUGGCACGCAGUAAACAGGACGGAUUCCGGAUUCGCGCCAUUUGGGCCGUCGACGUGGCCAACCAAGGAGCCAGCGGUGUGCAUAACGAGCAGCAUUUGGGUAAUGACGCUUCAUGGCUCGAUCACAGCCGCGAUCUGUUGCAGAUGAUCAACCAUUUUCGAGAUGAGAUGCCCCGACCGAUAUUUGGUGUUGGGCAUAGCGUCGGUGCCACGCAACUGGCAUUCCUCUCCCUCGUCCAUCCCCGCCUGUUCACCUCCCUCCUUUUCAUCGAACCAUACAUAGUGCCCAUAAUGCAACCGGCCGGCGGCGCAAAGAGAAUCAAGGCGACUACCCGCAGAAAGGAUAUCUGGCCCUCGCGAUCUGCAGCUGAGCAGGAGGCGCGCAAGUCCCUUCGAAUCUGGGACCCGCGGGUAGUCGAUCGAUGGGUGCAGUAUGGAUUCCGUGAUCUGCCCACGCUCAUCCACUCGCAACCGACAACAAAUUCCCCAGAUGAAGGUCCUCCCGUCACGUUAACCACCACGAAACACCAAGAAGCUUUCGUAUACACCCGCGCGAACUUCAAUCGACACAGGCAACUCGGUCUACCCGACCAGGAGGGCAUUGAAAAAGCAAAUGGGCCUAGACCACCACACGACCCACUCACUGUGCCAGACAUGAUCGGGCAAAUGUAUGCGGGCCAAACAUUCUACCGCCCCGAAGCAGUCCUGGCCAUGCAGUUGGUGCCAUUUCUUCGACCGCCCGUCCUGUAUGUCAGUGGUGCUAAAAGCGCUCUAACACUGGAAGGGGGACAGGUACAAGCAGCGCAACAAACGGGGACUGGGUUUGGAGGAAGUGGUGGUAUGGAAUAUGGCCGAGUAAAACACAUCAUCAUCGACCGGUCGGGGCAUACGCUGCCGUUCGAGAAGGUCAGUGCAACGGCCGAUGCGCUGGGGCCGUGGCUUGGCCAACAGUUGCAGCAGUGGAAGACUGACGAAAGACGGAUUGCCGAGGGAUGGGAAAGCCUGUCUUUGAAGGAAAAGUCAACAUGGUCAGAAGAGUGGAGGGCCGCCUCGGAUGCUUGGUUUGAUGCCUUUGUCAAGAAGAAGUCGAGUUCGAAGUUGUGA
Aspergillus wentii DTO 134E9 is the source of this 1320-nucleotide messenger RNA. Its product is annotated as alpha/beta hydrolase. The coding region runs from base 1 to 1320 and encodes 439 amino acids. The transcript has 3 exons. The record is from RefSeq and is a predicted model, not a curated record. NCBI's taxonomy places the organism in Eukaryota, Fungi, Ascomycota, Eurotiomycetes, Eurotiales, Aspergillaceae.